Messenger RNA from Lycium barbarum (goji berry), 2891 nucleotides. RefSeq names its product probable linoleate 9S-lipoxygenase 5. Gene Ontology annotation, molecular function: protein binding; oxidoreductase activity, acting on single donors with incorporation of molecular oxygen, incorporation of two atoms of oxygen; metal ion binding. Gene Ontology annotation, biological process: lipid oxidation. Lineage: Eukaryota; Viridiplantae; Streptophyta; Magnoliopsida; Solanales; Solanaceae. The transcript is spliced from 9 exons. The coding region runs from base 82 to 2664 and encodes 860 amino acids. The record is from RefSeq and is a predicted model, not a curated record.
ACCCCACUCGAAACAUCACAACCAAACCCACCAAAAUUCUCUCUUCUUUUGUUUCCUAAGAAAGUUAUCAAAUAGUUAAUCAUGUUGGGCAAGAUUGUGGAUGCUAUCACUGGAAAAGAUGAUGGGAAAAAAGUGAAAGGAACAGUAGUGUUGAUGAAAAAGAAUGUUUUGGACUUCACUUCCGUAAAUGCCUCUUUUCUUGAUGGAGUUCUUGAGUUUCUUGGUCAGAAGGUCUCUUUUCAAUUGAUCAGUAGUUCUGUUCAUGAAAAUGGUUUAGAAGGGAAACGCAGCAAUCCAGCAUACUUAGAGAACUGGCUUACAAACAUCACUCCAAUAGUAGCAGGUGAAUCAACUUUUAGUGUUACAUUUGACUGGGAUCAUGAGGAGUUUGGAAUCCCAGGAGCAUUCAUUAUCAAGAAUUCACAUCAUAGUGAAUUCUUUCUCAAGUCGCUCACCCUUGAAGAUGUUCCUAAUCAUGGCAAAAUUCAUUUUGUCUGUAAUUCCUGGGUUUAUCCUGCUUCUAAAUACAAGACAGACCGCAUUUUCUUCGUGAAUCAGGCGUAUCUCCCAAGUGAAACACCAGAACCGUUGCGAAAACACAGAGAAAAUGAACUAGUAACCUUAAGAGGAGGUGGAACUGGAAAGCUUGAGGAAUGGGACAGGGUUUAUGACUAUGCUUAUUACAAUGACUUGGGUGAUCCUGACAAAGGUGAAGAGUUUGCUAGGCCUGUCCUAGGAGGAUCCUCUGAGUACCCAUAUCCUCGUAGAGGCAGGACAGGCCGUGAACCAACCAAAACAGAUCCUAAUACCGAGAGCAGGAUCCCAUUGCUUAUGAGCUUAGACAUAUAUGUGCCAAGGGACGAGCGAUUUGGACAUGUGAAGAUGUCAGACUUCUUGACAUUUGCUUUGAAAUCUAUUGUUCAGUUGCUCCUCCCUGAGUUUAAGGCUUUAUUUGAUAGCACACCUAAUGAAUUUGAUAGCUUUGCGGAUGUACUUAAACUCUAUGAAGGAGGAAUCAAGUUGCCUCAAGGGCCUUUGUUGAAAGCCAUUACUGAUAGUAUUCCUUUGGAGAUACUAAAACAACUCCUCAAUUCUGAUGGUGAAGGCCUACUUAAGUACCCAACUCCUCAGGUUAUUCAAGAGGAUAAAACUGCAUGGAGGACGGAUGAAGAGUUUGGGAGAGAAAUGCUGGCGGGAGUCAAUCCUGUCAUAAUUAGUAGACUCCAAGAAUUUCCUCCAAAAAGCAAGCUGGAUCCUAAAAUAUAUGGCAACCAGAAUAGUACAAUUACCAGAGAGCAAAUAGAGGAUAAAUUGGAUGGACUAACCGUUGAUGAGGCAAUCAAGACUAACAGGAUAUUCAUAUUGAAUCACCAUGACACCCUUAUGCCAUAUUUGAGGAGAAUAAACACGACAACAAACACAAAAACCUAUGCCUCAAGAACUUUGCUCUUUUUGCAAGAUAAUGGAACCUUGAAGCCACUAGCAAUUGAACUAAGCUUGCCACAUCCAGAUGGAGAUCAAUUUGGUGCUGUUAGCAAAGUGUAUACACCAGCUGAUCAAGGAGUUGAGGGUUCUAUCUGGCAGUUGGCCAAAGCCUAUGCAGCAGUGAAUGAUUCGGGCGUGCAUCAACUCAUUAGUCACUGGUUAAAUACACACACAGUGAUCGAGCCAUUUGUGAUUGCAACAAAUAGGCAACUAAGUGUGCUUCACCCCAUUCAUAAGCUUCUCCUUCCUCAUUUUCGUGACACAAUGAACAUAAACGCUUUAGCAAGACAAAUCUUGAUCAAUGGUGGUGGACUUCUUGAGUUGACUGUUUUUCCUGCCAAAUAUUCCAUGGAAAUGUCAUCCGUAAUUUACAAAGACAACUGGACUUUUCCUGAACAAGCACUUCCUGCUGAUCUCAUCAAAAGGGGAGUGGCUGUUGAGGACUCGAGCUCCCCACAUGGCAUUCGCUUACUAAUUCAAGACUACCCAUAUGCUGUUGAUGGGUUGGAAAUCUGGUCAGCAAUCAAAAAUUGGGUAACAGAAUAUUGCAACUUCUAUUACAAAUCAGAUGAAUCGGUACAGAAAGACAGUGAACUCCAAGCCUGGUGGAAGGAACUCCGCGAACAAGGACAUGGUGACAAGAAAGAUGAGCCCUGGUGGCCUAAAAUGCAAACUCGACAAGAGCUCAUAGAUUCUUGCACCAUCACGAUAUGGAUAGCUUCAGCACUUCAUGCAGCAGUCAAUUUUGGGCAGUACCCUUAUGCUGGUUAUCUCCCUAAUCGCCCUACAUUAAGCCGGAAUUUCAUGCCAGAGCCAGGAAGUGAUGAGUAUGAAGAGCUCAAGAAAAAUCCAGACAAGGUAUUCCUCAAAACAAUCACUCCUCAGCUGCAGACACUGAUUGGAAUUUCUCUCAUAGAGCUCUUGUCAAGGCAUGCUUCGGAUACUCUUUACCUUGGACAGAGGGACUCACCUGAAUGGACAAAGGAUCAAGAACCACUUUCAGCUUUUGAGAGGUUUGGAAAGAAGCUGAGUGACAUAGAGAAUCAAAUUAUGCAGAUGAAUGGUGAUGAGAAAUGGAAGAACAGAUCAGGGCCAGUUAAAGUUCCAUAUACCUUGCUCUUCCCCACAGGCGAAGAGGGACUCGCUGGCAAAGGAGUUCCUAAUAGUGUGUCAAUAUAGUACUUUAAUUCAACUUAAAGUAUUAUUGAAGUUCUUGAUAUUCCCAAUAAUAUUACCAAAUAAGCUCUUUGUUCCAAAGAAAGUUCUAGUUUCAGUUAAAUGGGUUUAAUGUUGUCGGAUCUCCGUUCUUUAAGUAAUGCAUAUGUGUCUAAAAAAGCCCCGUUCUAGCUUGUGUUGAUUCAGAAUAAGGAAGUGAAGUAAUAGAGUACUAUAUUUUAUAUCCAUAA